UGACCUUCAUCUCAGGACUCAGUUUCCUUCCCCUCAGGUUUGGGACACACAACUUCUCGUCUGUUCUUGUGGAUUCUCUAGUAACAUGCAGCCUGUGCUUUUUGUCACCGUUUGGCUCCUGGUGUUGUCGGCUGUAACGGGAUAUCCGACAGGCGCUCCGGUCGCCAGGUGUGUGGAUAUGACCCCCGGACACGGUGUCCCUUCACAGACGAGCCCCUCUCCUUACACCAUCGUGAUCAGCAGCACCACCUUCACCCCGACUCAGUCAAUCAGAGUAACUAUUCAGGGCCCGAUGUACCUUGGUUUGCUCCUGCAGGCUCGAUCGAACAACACAGAUGCUGUGGGGACCUGGGGCACACCACCACCCGACACAAAGUACUUAGCGUGCUCAAACAACUCUCAAGGUGCCAUCACACACUCCAACAGAAACAGUAAGAACAACGAGACCACCUACACCUGGAUUCCUCCUGAUUCCAUCGAAAGCGCCUUCAUCAGGGCCACUGUAGUUGCAAACAGAACCACUUUUUGGGUAAACCUCUCAUCAGAAAAGCUGAGCAGAGCCUCAGGCGCAGCAGCUGAGGUCAAGAUGGCCAUCACGCCCGUCAUGUUUCUCGCCUUCCUGAUGUCGAUGGCGUUCCAGUAGUCUGUCGAUGCUCCUUCGGUCGUCUCCGUGUCACUCUUCCUGUCCGACGUCCUGUCGUACGACUCCGGAGCCGUGUUUAUAAACAGAGAUAAAUAUAUAAUAGAUCUUUUUUAUUCUGAAUGAUGUAUGAAAUGAAGGUGAUGAUAAAUAUAGGAUCUGAUUUGAAAUGUU
Messenger RNA from Tachysurus fulvidraco (yellow catfish), 814 nucleotides. RefSeq lists its product as uncharacterized. The transcript has 5 exons. The record is from RefSeq and is a predicted model, not a curated record. Bases 86 to 643 code for a protein of 185 amino acids. Gene Ontology annotation, molecular function: oxidoreductase activity, acting on metal ions. NCBI's taxonomy places the organism in Eukaryota, Metazoa, Chordata, Actinopteri, Siluriformes, Bagridae.